GAGCGGGGCGGCGGGCGGCGAGCUGAGCCCGCCGCUGGCCUUGGCUCGCAGGCGGCCAUCAAGCGAGCGUGCCGGGAGCGCAUCUGGGAGUGGGCGCGGCCGGUGAGGGAGCGGGGCCCGCGGAGGAGCCGGCGGGGCGUGCCGGGCGGGGCUGAGGCGAGGCCCGGCAGGGCGGCAGGCGGAGGGGAGCGAGCGUGGAGAGAGCGGGGCCCGCGCAGCGUGCCGGGCCGGGCAGUGGUGAGCCGCGGCGGGGCCGGGCAGGGGGCCCAAGGCGCGGCGCAGCAUCGGCCCCGCUGUCGGCAUCGCGGUCCCCCCGCAGCACAAGGGCGCCCUUGUGGCCCUGGAGCUGGCGCUGCUGUGGAAGGUGUGGUGGCCCGGCUUCCGCGGCGUGGUGGCGUGGUGCGGCUCCUGGGCUGGUUCGAGGUGCCCGACGGCUGGGCGCUGGUCAUGGAGCGUGCGGAGCACAGUCAGGAGCUCCGGCACUUGCUGGAGGAGCGGGGCUUCCUGACGGAGCCCGUGGCGCGGGGGCUGCUCCGCCCGGUGCUGGAGGCCGUGCGACACCGCAGCAGCCGCGGCGUCUGCACCGCGACAUCAAGGCCGAGAACGUCCUCGUGGACCUGGGCACGGGCAAGGCGAAGCUCAUCGACUUCGGGUGCGGCACGAUCCUCCAGGACACAUUCUACACCCGGAUGUCAGUUUUGCUGAGGCCUUGUUGCUCCUCUGUGACACCCUCCCUUCAGAAUGGCUUCUGGAUUCCCGAAAAAGACACCGACACCUCGUCUUUUGCUGAGGGAAAGACUGCAGCCUAACACUAUUCCUCGGCUGGUGAAGGUGUGCAUGGAGAGCUGCCCUUAUUUCCAGCUGGCGAGCCCCAGGGGUGUGUACCACAUGGUGCCAGCAGGCGCCUCUGCCCCUGUGCGCAUCUGCUUCAGCCCCGAGGAGAACAAGGAUUAUUCCCACGAGCUCACCUGCAUCACUACAAGGGGAAGGAUAGUGGUGCCAAUUCGGGCCAUUGCUGCCCGAGCUGUCCUGGACUUCCCUGAGCAGCUGGACUUCUCCACAUGUCCAGUCAAGAGCAGCAGCCAGAAGACUCUGCUGCUCCACAACUCUGGGAACCUGGAAGCUCGUUUCCAGCUGAGCACCCAGAGUCCUUUCUCCGUGACUCCGGCCACGGGAGCUCUGGGCGCUGGUGGCACCGUGCAGGUGACAGUGGGAUUCCACGCGCUGACGGCCGGUGACCAUUGCGGGUGCCUGGCAGUGUGCUGCAGCACAGGUAAAGAAAGAAUCCACACACACCUCCAUGGAGAAGCUGUGGAUGUCAACGUUGGGUUGAGCACAAAUUCUGUGGAGCUUGACAAGACUUUGAUCACCAUGUCAAGCCACAGAACCGUGUGUGCUCCCCCCAGAGCAGAUGCCAUCUGACCAACAUCUCCAGGAGGGCUGCCCUGCAUGGCAGGAAGAGACAGAGGAGAGCCUGUGACCAUUGGACAGGUAGACUUCCUCUGUUUGUAGAUACAUUUAGAGAUUUCUUUGGUUCCAUUUAUCAAUGCUUAUAGUUCCAUUUAUGUAUUAUAGUGUUCUGUUUAUAUGUCCAUAUAUUUAUAAAUCUGUAUAGUUAAAUGUGGAUAUGUAUAGAGUUUCAGAAGUGAUAUAAUUAUAUUUCUAUAUAUGUAAUUAUAUUUAUAGAUUUUCAAAGUUAAAUUUACAUAUAAGUAGAGUAAAAAAUAUAUAUAUGUAUGAAGUUAUAUUUGUAAAUGCGCAGUUAUCUAGUAAGAGGAAUAUGAGUGUUUUACUGAAUAGAUUGAUGUUUGUGUAGGUCUAGGAUGCAUUUUUUACUUCUUUCCCCCAUGGCUGCCUUUUUCACCUCUUGCUUUUCCCCCUGUGCCCGCUCUGUCCCCUCUCCCUGGGCUGGGUCCAAGCUGGCGGCCGGGCCGGGCGCAGCAGCAGCUCCAGCCCCGGGUGUCCCUGGAGCGCUGGGAGCUGCCAGUGGCCCCAGGCACUGUCCCCUGAGGAGCUGCUGAAGGACGCUGUAAGGAAGACUACGAGGACAGCCGGAGACUGCCAGGAGCCAGCAGGGAGAAGCUGAGUGCCAGCAGCAGGAGCAGUGAGCAGGACCCUGCUGCUGCCAGCCUGGAGAGAGCCCAGAUGUCCCAUCUGCUCUCCGUGUCCAGGAGAUCUGCCAAACUUCAUCUGCAGGAUCAGAAGAACUGGUGUCCUUUGGCCACCUCCAGUUCCCACUGAAGAUGGGAGCACCUGCAGAGCAGAGGGGACCAGCUGCAGCUCCAGGCCCAGCUCUUGCUGGUCAUGGCUGAGUCUGUGACAAGCUCCAGGAGCUGCUGCCAUCUCCCUCCCUGUUGGCAGCUCCCUCCCUCCAGCCCACAGGCCCUGCCCAUCCCCUUUAUUCCCUCCCAGCUCACCCCUUCGCUUUGCCUUCCCUUAUUAAACAGUUUGUCUUUUUCA
Messenger RNA from Passer domesticus (house sparrow), 2460 nucleotides. Its product is annotated as hydrocephalus-inducing protein homolog. Bases 742 to 1422 code for a protein of 226 amino acids. Gene Ontology annotation, cellular component: axoneme. Gene Ontology annotation, biological process: axonemal central apparatus assembly; cilium movement. The transcript is spliced from 9 exons. NCBI's taxonomy places the organism in Eukaryota, Metazoa, Chordata, Aves, Passeriformes, Passeridae. The record is from RefSeq and is a predicted model, not a curated record.